UAUAUCAAACUCUUCAAACAGGACUUUGAAGAGCUUAAUUGGCUUCUUCAACCUCAUCCAGAGAAGGAAACCAAUAACCCUUAAGAGCUUUCUACCAAGGUUUGUUUGAGAGCUCAAACCAGGAAAAAAGAGAAUAAGAAAAAAGAGAGAGAGAAGUGGGAGAGUUGUUUGAGGCAUGAAUCGAAGUGUCUUGCAGAGCUCAGUGGUGCAACAAUUGAUGGCCGGAAACCCUAACUGGUGGAACAUUAAUAACAUGCGCCCACCAGCUCAACAACCUUCUCCUCUCUUACCUUCUUCCUCUUUCUUCCCACAAUACCCACCACCAUUUUCCUCACUACCUUUAACCUCUUGGCAUGAUAACCAAGAACUUCCAGAGUCAUGGAGCCAACUACUUCUGGGUGGAUUGGUUGGAGAAGAAGAUAGGGUUGGACUGAAUCUAUUUCAGUCUAAAAAGUUGGAUAAUUGGGAGGACCAAGUAAUGUUUCCAUCACAAAGUGUUCAAGCUGUUGAUGUGAAGCAAGAGGUUUCAGAAAGUGAUUAUGUAUAUGGUCAUGGAAAUGGAGAAUUGCAAGCAACAAGGUCUUCUACUUGGUCUCAAAUUAUGCCAACUUCUUCUCCUAGAUCUUGUAUUACUAGUUUCAGCAGUAACAUGUUGGAUUUUUCUAACAAUAAUAAAGGAGAUGGAAGGCAUCAACAACCAGAUCAUUCAUCAGAGUGUAACAGUACAGCCACUGGUGGGGCAUUUAAGAAGGCUAGGGUUCAACCCUCUUCAAGCCAAUCUACCUUCAAGGUAAGGAAGGAGAAACUAGGAGACAGAAUAACAGCACUCCACCAGCUAGUUUCCCCAUUUGGAAAGACUGACACAGCUUCUGUCUUGUUAGAAGCCAUUGGAUACAUCAGAUUCCUUCAAGGUCAAAUUGAGGCUCUCAGCUCCCCUUACUUGGGUUGUAGACCAGGAAACAUGAGGCAACAACAGUCAGUACAAACCACAUUUCCCAAAGUUCAAGGAGAAAGAAAUUGUAUAUUUCCUGAAGACCCUGGUCAGUUGUUGAAUGAUCCCUGCAUGAAAGGAAGAGGAGCUCCUGAACAGAUUAAUGGUGAAAGUGAAGUGAAGAAGGACUUGAGGAGUAGAGGGUUGUGUCUUGUUCCAGUUUCAUGCACUCUACAUGUGGGGAGUGACAAUGGGGCUGAUUAUUGGGCUCCGACGUUCGGCGGCGGCGGAUUCCGAUAGGUAGUGUGGAGCUUCAUGAAAUGAAAUGAUAUAACAUCAUGAGCAGUCACUCUGCUAAAAAAACCAUUUAAGGCUGAUUGCUCAUGAUGCUAUGCAUUAAUUAAUUCUAUAAAUGGAAUGGAAAAUUAAGUAAGAUUAGCUAGCUAGCUAUGUCCUUAAUUUCUGUAUAUGCAAUUCUAGUAGUAUGGCGGUUAACCAUCUUAAAUAUGCCAUUCUUUUCACUGUUAUUAA
Messenger RNA from Telopea speciosissima, 1462 nucleotides. RefSeq names its product transcription factor bHLH68-like. Gene Ontology annotation, biological process: regulation of transcription by RNA polymerase II. The coding region runs from base 176 to 1231 and encodes 351 amino acids. Lineage: Eukaryota; Viridiplantae; Streptophyta; Magnoliopsida; Proteales; Proteaceae. Gene Ontology annotation, molecular function: protein dimerization activity; RNA polymerase II cis-regulatory region sequence-specific DNA binding; DNA-binding transcription factor activity, RNA polymerase II-specific. The transcript has 10 exons. The record is from RefSeq and is a predicted model, not a curated record. Gene Ontology annotation, cellular component: nucleus.